UUGCCUCAUGUUACAUUUUUCCAAUUUUCGCUGAACGGAAAUUGGAAUGUAGCAAGCAAAUUGUGAUGACAAAUCUGAAAAGUGUGCUGUAAACUUACUCUCUAUACAGAAUUCAUUUUGUUUAACGGCUGUGAUAAUGAUAGUAGCUCACGUGAAGCACAAGUAUUGAUACGAAAAUCGAAAAGCAUUCGUAAUCAGCAACAGGUGUAUUUAUCUUUUCGUUGGGUGGAAGUGCGUCAUUACGUAAAGCUGCAUGAGAUAGUGUUGCAAGUAUUUUGCUGAAGGUAAAUGUGAAAGUUGUAGAAUGUCUGUCCCAGACCAACUGAAAACUAAGAGAAGAGCCAGAGUCAAUCGAAUGAGGAGAUGGGAUCAAAUUGAUGACAAGAUGUGGAAUAAGUGGGAGAAAGUAUUCAAAGAAAAAUUUAAGAAUUUCAAAGAUUCCUGGACACUUGCUGUAACAAAUGAUUGUCCAUCUACACAUGAAUGGGAACACUCAUUAGAAGAAAAGUUAAGCAUGGCAUGCAAGUGCAAGGACUGUAACCAUGUAUGGGUUACAGACAAUGGUAUUGUUUGUUUCUACUAUGCAUUUAAUAAGCAGUCCAACACUGGAGAAAUUGCAGGAAAAACCCUUAUUGUUUGGGUGAAGCCUCAAUUAUGCCCCAAUAAGGAAAAAUGUGGCUCUUCCAAUCUGCCAAUGAUAGAUGUGUACCAGGAUGAAGUGGAGGCUGUGCUGAGCUAUCUUAUGAUGGAGAUUGGUUGGUAUUUUUACCAAAUUAAUUACUCAAAGGAUGAAGAAAAUCAAAUUGAAAGCCAACGGAAACUGCGCGAGAGAAAAGCAAAAGAGAAAAAAAAUCCACAAGUGAAGAAAGGAUCGUCGAAAUUAAACGGUGAUAUCCCAUCAUUGGAUCAGAUCCCUCCAUUCAAGGAAAAUGUGAGUGGUGGUUUACAAAUUGCGAAACCUAACGAAUCGAAACCACCCGUCGACAUGAGACGCAUCACAAAAUUGAAAAAUCGAUGGGAUAAAUCUCCAGAACAAAUCAAACAGGAAUGGGAGCUAAGUUUUCAAAACAAGUUUGAAUAUUUUACCCAAAAAAAUCCCACGCAUAAGUGGAUCAUGAGCCUGGAGAAAGUCACCAAGGAUCACCCUCUAAGAAGAGAGCAGAAAUGGGAGCGAUUCCUCGGAGAGAAAGUUGAAGCAGGAUUUAAAUGCCCGAAAUGCGAAUACGUUUGGGAAUCGAAAAGAGCCUGGAUAAGCUUUUGGAUGUGGCUGAAUCCACCAAAUAGCGAAGGAGUUCGUAUUGGUCAAGUAGCUGUUCAUAUUCUAGGCCAAAAAUGUUUCAAUUGUCCUGGAAACCCAAAUAGCAAACCGUACUAUACAGGAGACUUACAACCUGAAGAGAUUGACGCAGUAUUGAGUUUUCUCUUGAUGGAAAUCGAUUUUCAUUAUUACGGGAACGAAAAUUAUACGGACUUGCACGAAGAAGAAAUUGAAAAAAAGCGGAUCAAUUCGCCGAUACAUUUUGUUAGUAGAGGAGUUCACAGAAAAGAAUUGUGCCAACCGUGCCAACAAAAGGUUUGCAAGAAAAGAGUUACCGCGGUAUAUCCGAAUCCGGUAGUGCCUGCCCAAUAAGUUAUCGCUGCAAGCAUCAUUGCUACAAGGAAUUUUAUUAUAUUCCAUUUUAACUUUUAAAUCAAGAACUUUUAAACUAAGAAGAAGAAACAAAAGGAAAAUCAAUCUUUCAAUGCUACUUACAUUUUGAUUGUAAUUCAGUAACGUCAUGUGCCAUAUACCCUACCAUUGUUCAAAAUUAAACAAAUGUCAAACUUUUGUUCAUGCUUAGUUGCGUGAAACAACCUGAAAAUAGUGUGAUUAAAAUUGAAACGGAUAAUUUA
Molecule: messenger RNA, 1893 nt
Organism: Daphnia pulex (common water flea)
Lineage: Eukaryota; Metazoa; Arthropoda; Branchiopoda; Diplostraca; Daphniidae
Exons: 8
Coding region: 305-1630 (441 amino acids)
Biological process (GO): protein targeting to membrane; protein insertion into membrane
Molecular function (GO): olfactory receptor binding
Source: RefSeq, a predicted model, not a curated record